Diplodia corticola is the source of this 213-nucleotide messenger RNA. RefSeq lists its product as uncharacterized. The transcript is spliced from 4 exons. The record is from RefSeq and is a predicted model, not a curated record. NCBI's taxonomy places the organism in Eukaryota, Fungi, Ascomycota, Dothideomycetes, Botryosphaeriales, Botryosphaeriaceae. Bases 1 to 213 code for a protein of 70 amino acids.
AUGAGAUUCCAGCUCCUUUCCGCUUUCUUCGCCGUCAUUGGCCUCGCCUCUGCUACGUGUUACCUCGAUUCGUACCCCAAUACCUCGAUCAACAUCCCGUGCACGAAUGAACAGGGCCAAGCGGGAUUCUUGAAGAACUGUGAUACGCCCGAUGAAGGCUGCGACCACGCCAACGGCAGUACCGAAGGCAUCACGUACUGUUGUGCAUCUUAG